GAACAAAUUCUCUCAUAAGCGGAGGAUGGGAUACAUCUUCCUGGGGCUUAAGUUCAAAUACCGAACCACAGAAUCAGCCAAUAUCACCAACAGCAAUCACUAAGCCAGUGAGGAGGACGGUAGUAGAUGAAUCUGAAAACUUCUUCAGUGCCUUUCUCUCUCCGACGGAUGUUCAGAGUAUACAGAAAAAUCCAGUGGUGUCCAAACCUCCAGCCAAAUCACAGCGACCCAAAGAGGAGGUGAAGAGCACUUUAAAGGAGUCUCCACGCUCCAGUCAGGAGCUGGAAUUACCAGUGACAACAGAAGCAGAAGUGAAGGAUUCCUCUGUAGCUGGCCUAGGGGACUUGAAAAACCUUGAUAUUCCCAAGGAGAAAUCAGAAGAGAAUUCUGACCUUAAGUCAAACGCCAAGCACGAAGAAAGCACAAAUGAAGCUACUGACAAGAAGGUGUCUGCUCUAAAUUUGGAAGUACCUGAAGAUGCCCUUAAUGAAAAAUCCAGCGUCGGAAGGGAUGGAAUGGGAGGCGCACCAGAUAGUGCUUCGCAGCCUCUCAGUGCAAGUACAAAAGACGUGGGUUUGGAAACUAAGGAGCGAAAGACUGAGGACAGGCAAAGCAAUACACCCUCACCUCCCAUUAGCACUUUCUCCUCGGGGACAUCCACAACCAGCGAUAUUGAAGUUCUGGACCACGAAAGUGUAAUAAGUGAGAGUUCAGUAAGUUCAAGACAAGAAGCUGCAGAUUCAAAAUCCAGCCUUCAUCUCAUGCAAACAUCAUUUCAGCUUUUGUCUACAUCUGCCUGUGCAGAUUAUAAUCGUUUAGAUGACUUUCAAAAAAUGACCGAGAGCUGCUGCUCCUCUGAUGCUUUUGAAAGAAUUGAUUCGUUUAGUGUACAGUCUUUAGAUAGUAGAAGUGUAAGUGAAAUAAAUUCAGAUGAUGAGUUAUCAGGCAGGGUUUCUGCUUCAGCAUCUGUCGCUGUCAGUCCUUCUGCACCAAAGACAGAAAUGGUUGAUUCCCUGAAAAAUAAAUCUGAAAACUUGAAUGACGCUCCUGUUUUACAUGCUGAGGAAGCUGAGAUGGAAGAGAGUGGGAGAAGUGCGACCCCUGUGAAUUCUGAGCAGCCAGAUGUUUUGGUUGCUACUGUGCAAACUGUCGAAGGAGAGGUUGUGAAAGAGGAGACUGAGCCACAGCAGGGUGCUGUUGAAAAAAUGUUAGAAGAGGACCCUGAAAAGCAAGAGCUUAAACAGAUGAUUGAUUCAUUAACUGAGAAACUGGAGAAGAGGGAAAUACAGUUAUUAAGUACUAGUAAAGAAAAGGCACGCCUGGAAGAAGCAUUUGAUAACCUAAAAGAUGAAAUGUUCAGAAUGAAAGAAGAGAGCAGUAGCCUUUCAUCUCUUAAAGAGGAGUUUGCUCAGCGAAUUGCGGAUGCCGAGAAGAAGCUCCAGCUAGCCUGCAAAGAAAGAGAUGCAGCUAAAAAGGAAGUGAAGACUGUUAAAGAAGAAUUGGCUACUAGACUAAAUACCAAUGAAACUGCUGAAUUACUGAAAGAAAAAGAAGAACAAAUCAAAGGAUUGAUGGAGGAAGGAGAAAAGCUUUCCAAACAGCAGCUGCACAAUUCCAACAUCAUUAAGAAAUUAAGAGCCAAAGAAAAAGAGAGAGAAAAUCUUAACACAAAACAGAACAAAAAGCUUAAGGAAUUGGAAGAGGAGUUGCAGCAUUUAAAGCAGGUGCUUGAUGGCAAGGAAGACCUUGAGAAGCAGCACCGAGACAGUAUUAAACAACUGAACAGUGUUGUAGAGCGACAAGAAAAGGAUCUCGCUAAACUUCAGGCAGAGGUGGAGGAUCUUGAAGAACGGAACCGAAGUGUCCAGGCAGCACUUGACAGCGCGUACAAGGAACUUGCAGAUCUUCAUAAAGCUAAUGCUACAAAGGACAGUGAGGCACAAGAAGCAGCCCUAAGUCGGGAAAUGAAGGCAAAGGAAGAGCUUGGCUUAGCUCUGGAGAAGGCCCAGGGUGAGGCUCGGCAGCAACAAGAAGCUUUGGCAAUUCAGGUGGCAGACCUGAGGCUAGCUCUGCAACGUGCGGAACAGCAGGCAGCAAGAAAAGAAGACUAUUUACGCCAGGAAAUCGGUGAACUACAAGAGAGACUCCAAGAAGCAGAGAGCCGGAACCAAGAAUUGAGUCAAAGCGUUACAUCUGCUACACGGCCACUUCUCCGGCAGAUAGAAAAUCUGCAAGCCACACUGGGAGCACAAACUUCUGCAUGGGAAAAAUUGGAAAAGAACCUGUCUGACAGACUUGGUGAGUCUCAAACUCUUCUAGCAGCAGCUGCUGAGAGAGAACGGGCUGCUACAGAAGAACUUCUUUCUAAUAAAAUUCAGAUGUCUUCUACUGAAUCUCAGAAUAGUCUUCUUAGGCAAGAAAAUACACGCCUUCAGGCACAGCUAGAAGUGGAGAGAAGCAAACUGAAGAAAAUGGAAAAUGAAAACAGUAGGUAUGAGGUUGAACUAGAGGGACUCAAAGAUGAGUAUGCAAAAACCUUGGAAGAUGCAAAGAAAGAAAAGACGCUACUAGCUACUCAGUUAGAAAUGGAGAAGAUGAAAGUUGAACAGGAAAGAAAGAAGGCAAUUUUUGUGCAAGAAGCAGCAAAGGAGAAGGAUCGGAAGUCAUUUACGGUUGAAACUGUUUCAAGUACUCCAACUAUGUCACGCUCUAGUUCCAUAAGUGGAGUUGACAUGGCAGGUCUUCAGACGUCUUUCCUCUCACAGGAUGAUCCUCAUGAUCACUCAUUUGGGCCAAUAGCUACCAGUGGGAGCAACCUUUACGAUGCUAUAAGGAUGGGAGCAGGUUCAAGUAUAAUUGAAAACCUUCAAUCACAGCUAAAACUAAGAGAAGGAGAGAUUUCACAUCUACAGCUGGAAAUUGGAAACCUUGAGAAAACUCGAUCAAUAAUGGCAGAAGAACUGGUUAAAUUAACAAAUCAAAACGAUGAACUUGAAGAAAAAGUGAGGGAAGUACCAAAAUUACGGGCCCAGUUAAAGGAUUUGGAUCAAAGAUACAACACCAUUCUUCAGAUGUAUGGAGAGAAAGCCGAGGAAGCUGAAGAACUCCGACUGGAUCUUGAAGAUGUGAAAAACAUGUACAAGACUCAGAUAGAUGAACUUCUAAAACAAAGACAGAAUUAACUUCUGCUGGAACUCUUAAUGUUAUAUGAUAACAGACUGUAAAGAUAAUGGUUUAUGUAAAUGCUGAACUUAUAUGUCUUGUAAAGAAAAAACCCUGUACUAUAGAAAAUGUGACUAUAUAAUAGAGUUCAUACAUUGACAAAAAAAUCAAUGCUUUAAGUGUCUUGUACUGUCUGCAGUUAAAUUAUUUGUGCAAUAUUUAA
Molecule: messenger RNA, 3385 nt
Organism: Apaloderma vittatum (bar-tailed trogon)
Lineage: Eukaryota; Metazoa; Chordata; Aves; Trogoniformes; Trogonidae
Gene: TMF1
Product: TATA element modulatory factor 1
Exons: 16
Cellular component (GO): endoplasmic reticulum; Golgi apparatus
Source: RefSeq, a predicted model, not a curated record